AUGCAACACACCAUGGCGACCGAAGGCCUUCACUUGCGGCAUAACCCUCCCUCCGCUCCCACAACCGUGCAGCCGCUUUCUACCGAACAAAAGAAACUGGAACAGCACAGGAAGAGAGAUGCCUUGGCCCACCAGCCGCACCCGGGAGGUGCCAUCAAGCACGGCACCUGGGCUCAAGCCCUGCGCAUGUUUCUCUUCUUCCUGUACUUUAUCGGGGGCUGCAUCUCCAUAUCCAUUACCCAGGUCAUGGGCGCCCCUCUGUACUUCUACAACAAGGACUGGUUCUACGCGUGGAUGGCUAUAACAAAGCAGCAAUUUGGCAUUCUCGUCACUACAAUGACUCACUGGUGGGCUCCGGUCAAAAUGAGAGUCAGCGGCGACGAGAGCGUCAGAGGCCAGUUGUACCAGAGAGAAGAUGGCACCCUCGUUUGUGACUUCCCAGAGCGUUUGGUCCUCAUCGCCAAUCAUCAGAUCUACACCGACUGGGUCUACCUGUGGUGGAUUGCCUAUACCUCUCGAAUGCACGGUCAUUUCUACAUCAUUCUCAAGGAGUCCAUAAAGUACAUACCUAUUCUGGGGACCGGCAUGAUGUUCUACGGCUUCAUAUUCCUCUCGCGCAAAUGGGCUACGGAUCAAGAGAGAUUUCAGUACAGGCUACGCAAACUGAGUGCCAGUCACAACGGUCCCAUGGCCGGAUCAUCGUAUCUUGAUCCCAUGUGGUUGCUCAUAUUCCCAGAAGGGACCAAUCUCUCCGAUAACGGGCGCGUAAACAGUAAGAAGUGGGCAGACAAGAAUGGAAUGCCGGACAUGCAACACACUAUGCUUCCAAGGAGUACUGGACUCCGGUUUUGUCUGUCUGAACUGGAGAAGACGGUGGAGUACAUGUAUGAUUGCACAGUGGCCUAUGAGGGCGUUCCACGUGGGCAAUUUGGUCAAGAUCUUUUCACCAUCCGCUCUUCCUACUUCGAGGGUCGCCCUCCCAAGUCGGUCAACAUGCACUGGCGGCGCUUUGCGGUCAAGGAUAUCCCUACCCACGACGAGAAGCUCUUUGGCGAUUGGCUGCUCAAGCGUUGGAGGGAGAAAGACGAUCUCAUCGAGUACUAUCUCGAACAUGAUCGCUUCCCGGCUGACAAAGGCAGAACUCCGGCCGUGACUGGCGCAAAUGCUUUGCAUGGUGCCGGCUGGAUUGAGACCGAGGUGAAGCCCACCAACCCGCUGGAGGUUUUGCAGAUCUUCGCGCCUGUGGCUGCGUUUGCGUUGGUUGUCAAUGUCCUCAUGAAGUUUUUCGCUAUCAUCAUGAGGGUGUUGCGAAUCCAGUGA
Molecule: messenger RNA, 1320 nt
Organism: Periconia digitata
Lineage: Eukaryota; Fungi; Ascomycota; Dothideomycetes; Pleosporales; Periconiaceae
Source: the annotation of a GenBank genome assembly